Dictyostelium purpureum is the source of this 462-nucleotide messenger RNA. RefSeq lists its product as uncharacterized. Gene Ontology annotation, molecular function: protein binding. NCBI's taxonomy places the organism in Eukaryota, Evosea, Eumycetozoa, Dictyosteliales, Dictyosteliaceae. The transcript has a single exon. The annotation marks the transcript as partial. The record is from RefSeq and is a predicted model, not a curated record.
UAUCAUUCAAAGUCCAAUUCAAUCUAUCUUAUUGGUGGCUGUAACAUAUCGAGACAAUCUGUAGAGACUGUAGAACGUUAUGAUAUAGAGAAUGAUCAAUUUCACACUCUUGCACCACUACCUGUGCCAUCCUAUUCCUCUGGUAUCUGUUUAGAUGAAGAUAAUGGUCAAAUUUAUAUUUUUGGUGGCUUUAAUUCAGAAACCAAUCAGUGUUUAUCCAUUGUUCAGCGUUACAAUAUCAACUCUAAUCAAUGGGAAGUCCUUUCAAACCAAUCUUCUCUUUUACCUAAACCAAUGACAAUGUCUGGUAACUCUACAAUUUUCGACUAUAACAAUGACUCUGUAUUAUUAUUGGGUGGUAAUAAUCCUCUAACUAAAGAAUCUAUUGACCAAAUAUUUUUAUUUAAUUUAAAAACUUUAACAUGGAAUUUAAAUCAUAAAAUACCAACCUAUUUAAAUCAA